Messenger RNA from Hansenula anomala, 2391 nucleotides. RefSeq names its product mannose-ethanolamine phosphotransferase LAS21 (gene LAS21). The transcript has a single exon. Lineage: Eukaryota; Fungi; Ascomycota; Saccharomycetes; Phaffomycetales; Wickerhamomycetaceae. Gene Ontology annotation, cellular component: endoplasmic reticulum membrane. The record is from RefSeq and is a predicted model, not a curated record. Gene Ontology annotation, biological process: GPI anchor biosynthetic process. Bases 1 to 2391 code for a protein of 796 amino acids.
AUGAGGUGGAUUAGUGUACUGACGCUCACCGUGCUACAAAUUGCUGGACUGUUAAUAUUCUGUUUGGGUUUCUUCCCUUCAAAAGUUGUUUUAAAGGGAUUUGGUCAAUUUGAUAAUGGUCAAUAUGAUCCUCAAUUCAACAAGAUAGUGGUGAUGGUUGUUGAUGCCCUAAGAAGCGACUUCAUUUUCUCUGAGGACUCACAUAUGUAUUUUGUUCAACAACUACUACAACAAGGAUCCGCAAUUGGCUUCACAGCAUAUUCAAAUCCACCAACAGUUACACUUCCAAGACUCAAAGGUAUAUCAACCGGAUCAACUCCAAACUUUUUGGAUGCUAUCUUGAAUGUUGUCGAGGAAGAUUCUUCCUCAACACUAGCUAAUCAAGAUAGUUGGGUUACACAAUUGAAGAAAGCAGGAAAACGGAUACAUAUGUAUGGUGAUGAUACUUGGAUUAAGUUGUUCCCAUCUGUUUUUGACAAAUUUGAAGGAACCAGCAGUUUUUUCGUGUCUGAUUUCACAGAGGUCGAUAACAAUGUGACACGUCACCUGGACAGUGAGCUCAAAGAGCAAAAUUGGGAUUGUUUGAUUUUGCACUAUCUUGGGCUCGAUCAUAUUGGUCACAAAGGUGGACCAAAAUCGAUAUUCAUGCCCCCAAAGCAACAGGAAAUGGAUUUAAUUGUUAAGAGGAUUUAUAAAAGUUUGCAAGAAGACACAUUGCUUGUUUUAUUAGGGGAUCACGGUAUGAAUGAUUUAGGAAAUCAUGGUGGCUCAUCAGCUGGAGAGACAUCAGCUGGUUUGGUUUUCAUAUCUGAUAAACUAAAAAAAUUAAAAACCAACUCCAAUGUUCCUCCACCAAACAGAGAUGAUUUUACAUUCUUGCAGAGAGUCCAACAGAUUGAUUUAGUCCCGACAAUUUCAGGCUUACUUCAUUUGCCUAUACCCAGAAAUAACUUGGGUAUAAUGAUUAGAGAUUUUCUUCCUUUAUGGAACAAGGAACAACAAUUCAAUUUGAUGAAGGAAAACCUAAAGAAUUUCGAAAGAUUAAGUGAAAAUCCUUUAAUUGCUCAAGACAUAGAUUCUGCAUUUACAGCACUUCAAGAAGCUCAAUCAGAUUUGACAAGGUCUGCAACAAAUUAUGAUACACAGAAAAUCUUUAUUGGGCUAGGUAUUGUUAUUCUAACAUCACUGCUUAUUUUGAUCAAUUUUUGGAAUACUGUUGGCCUCAAGGUUGUCGUUUUUUAUACUCUGAACAUUGUUUAUGGUGCAACAAUGUUUGGAAGUAGUCUUGUUGAAGAAGAAUAUCAAGUUUGGUGGUGGGUUCUGACAUUCAUCCUAACAGUUUUAUGUUUCAAUAAAAACUUCAAUUUUUUCGCCUUGAUUUUCCUUUUAAGGAUCAUAAGAGGGUGGAAUAAUAGCGGGCAAAAGUUUGUUGGUGACACAAUAUUGAAUUUCCUACAAGAGAAUUACAUUAUCAAUUGGAUUCUAGUUUUCUUCACAAUUUCCAUUUACGGGUUUAAUUUAAACUAUGGUGGUAUAUCCUAUUAUCAUCCAGUGAUAUCUUUUGUUAUUUCCUUCCUUCUGUCAAUCACAACUUUCACUUUCAAGUUACUCUUCAGUUUAGCUAAUGGUGAAAAAAUUCCAAAGGAAUUAGUACAACUAGCUGCUUAUUCCAUUGAUAAGCUUGGUGCUUCAAAUCUACAGGAAAGUUUAGUUGAUAUAGCAAGACUUUUCUUCGUGACCGUGCUGUUUGUCUUUGGAUGGAGAUUUUUCCUCAAGUUUAAAAAUCAUGACUAUUGGUACUUCACUGAUUUGCACAACUUGAUAACUUUUGUUUUAAUUUUUCAGUCCUCACUACAAAACAUUCCAUUAUUCCUUGUAUUUUUGGGGGUGAAACAUCAAAUAGGUGUUGUAACUGGUGGUUUAACCAAGACAAACAAACUGUUCAAGGUCGGGCUGGUCUCACUUUCUAUACUCGUUCUUCAGCAAUUCAGUUUUUUUAGUACAGGUCAAACUAAUUCGUUAGCAACUGUUGACUUAUCAAAUGCUUACAAUGGUAUUACUGGAUAUAAUAUAUUUGCUGUUGGUCUACUCACUUUCAUUUCAAAUUUUGCGGGUCCUAUAUAUUGGUCAUUUGCAUCACUUCCUAUUUUGUUUGAAAACAAAGAAAACUUAAAGAUUGUGAAAUAUGAGAUUAUCAAAAUGAGAUGGCUGGUAAAUGCGUCAUUUUAUUCCAUUAGUGGGGUGUUCACAUUACUGGCAUGUUAUAUGUUGAGAUAUCAUCUUUUCAUUUGGACUGUAUUCAGCCCAAAGCUUCUAUAUACUAUAGUAUGGAACAUCUUCAUGAAUGUCUGUAUAGAGCUGGUAUGUCUUGUUUUCACAGUUCUCUUUUAA